Molecule: messenger RNA, 1407 nt
Organism: Dalotia coriaria
Lineage: Eukaryota; Metazoa; Arthropoda; Insecta; Coleoptera; Staphylinidae
Product: very long chain fatty acid elongase AAEL008004-like
Exons: 7
Coding region: 185-1105 (306 amino acids)
Biological process (GO): very long-chain fatty acid biosynthetic process; fatty acid elongation, saturated fatty acid; sphingolipid biosynthetic process
Cellular component (GO): endoplasmic reticulum membrane
Molecular function (GO): fatty acid elongase activity
Source: RefSeq, a predicted model, not a curated record
UGCUCCUGAUAGAAUCAAAUUUAACUACUGCGCACCGGCAGAAUUUGUUUAUUAUGUUCGGUGAUUUUCGAUCGGAAGGUUAACACGCCGAUAGUUUAUUUAUUGUAUUUUAAAGUGUUCGGAUGUUAUAGUUUAAAUUAGUUAAAAGUGAUAAAAGUGAUAAAUUAGAAUAAAAAUAAACAAAAUGAAUAAAACUAACGUUGGGUUGAUGCUUGAUAUUGUCGAGCAUGUACGAACAGUUGACAACUUUACUUUAAGCGAAGUAGCAGACUUGGUCAAAAUGGCGAUGGACACUUACGGCAUCAUUUUAAAUCGAAUCAGCGAUCCACGAACGUCAGAAUGGCCGUUCAUGAUGAGUCCGCUGCCCACCAUCUUGAUGGUGCUUGCUUAUCUCUACGUCAUAAUAUUUUUGGGACCUCGAUUGAUGGAAAACCGCAAACCAUUCAAAUUGAGAGAAGUGCUUAUCCUCUACAAUGGUGGUCAAGUGAUGCUUAGCCUUUACAUGUUGUACGAGCAUUUGAUGAGUGGAUGGUUCUUCGACUACAGUUAUGUUUGUCAACCUGUUGACUACUCAAAUGGCGACAAAGCAAUCAGAAUGGCAAAUCUUUGUUGGAUUUAUUACAUCUCCAAGUUAACAGAAUUUGCUGACACGAUAUUCUUUGUGAUGCGUAAAAAAGACAGUCAAAUAUCAUUCCUGCAUCUUUAUCAUCACAGUCUAACACCGUUGGAGACGUGGAUUCUGGUUAAAUUUGUAGCCGGUGGGCAUGGAACGUUCUCGAAUUUGAUCAACAACAUGGUGCACGUUAUCAUGUAUUUUUACUACAUGGUGGCGGCGAUGGGACCGCGUUAUCAGAAAUAUCUCUGGUGGAAAAAACACUUGACGACUAUUCAACUAGCACAAUUCUUUUUGGUUUUUAUUCACUCUGCUCAACUGUUGUUUGUUGACUGCGGUUAUCCACGUUUCCUUGGCGCUCUGCUGCUCCUCCACUCGACGAUUUUCUUCGCUCUCUUCUCACACUUUUAUUACAAGACUUACAAGGCCAACAAUGCAAAACUUGCCCAAAUAUCAAAUAACAAUACAACCACAAAAGUUAAACAACAAUGAUCAAAACAACAGCACCAAGGCCAAACAUACAGUCUGUUCACGUUGUACAAGUUGCAUAUACUCACUUCAGGUAUUUAUUUUUACUGUUGCGUCAACAAUUUCAUCAUCACAGUUUUAGGUUAGGUAUAGUUGUGUAUUUCUAGGUUAUACCUACGACAUAGUGCAAUAAUCAACGCAAUGCUCAAUAUUCAUCAAGAUUUAUGUUAUAUUAUGAUAUUCUUAGUUAACACGUACUUAAUCAUUAAAUUUGUAAAAGUUUGAAUCCAAAUAAUAAACAUUUUUUAAUAUUUGAAAAUACCAAA